AAAUCAAUUCAGUUGGUGGUUCAUAGUCAAAUAAGUUACAUCGAACCGCUCGUAUUGGAUUUAAAUUUUCUAUAUAAUAUUUUUUUUUUGUUUUUUAAAAUAGAGUUAAUAUGAAGUUUUUAGUAGUAUUAGCUUUGUGCUUAAGUGCUGUUGUUGCAGAACUUCCAUUGGACCUUCACGCGAGAGUCAAUUCCCUUCGUGAUAUUCAUUAUUCACAACACUCACAAACUGUUGGAGAUGCCAAGAGAAUCGUCAAUCAAAAGUUAGGAGCUGAACUUUCUUCCGACUCCGAUGUAGGUCAACAACAAUUGCAGUCAUCAUUGGAAGAGGUUGAUUCUUAUGGGGUUGGAACUGUUGGUGCCUCAGGCUUUUCAGGGUCUGGCUACUCGGGCUCAUCGUCAUCAUCAGCCUACAACAGUGCUAGCAGCGCAAGUCAGUCUGGAACUCAACAAGUCUUACAAGAUGAAUACGGAAGUGCUGGAUUUGGUGUUAACGUGGGUGUCGGUGCUGGAUCAUCAGCACUCAACACUGAAUAUUCUUCCUCCUCAUCGCAAACUGCUGGUUCAGGGCCAAUUGUCAUUCCAGUGAGUGGUGGUGGUUCAUCGAGCUUUUCCGAACAAUCAGAGAGACGUGUCGAAGGCGGUAGUUCUCCAGUGGUUAUCACUUCACCAGUGGGUGGCUCUGAGACUUACUCUCAUCACGAAUCCCGAGUCCAAAAUCAGGCAACCCCAAUCUAUGUGAGCUCACCUUCAGGCGGUGCCGAAAGUUAUUCCCACCAUGAAGAACGUCGUGUACAAAAUCAAGCUGCUCCAGUGUAUGUAGCCCCAUCUGGAGGCUCUGAAAGCUACAGCCAUCACGAAGAACGUCGUGUGCAAAAUCAAGCAGCCCCUGUGAUUGUUGCCCCUGUUGGAGGAUCUGAGAGUUUCAGUCGCCAUGAGGAACGCCGUGUUCAAAACCAAGCUGCUCCACUUUACAUCAGCUCACCAUCAGGUGGAUCGGAGAGCUACACCCAUCACCGAGAGCAACGUAUUCAACAGGCUGCCAUCCCAACAGUGUACGCUCCAAGUGGUGCUUCUGAGAGCUACUCGCAUCAACGUAUGCAACGUGUUCAGAACCAAGCUAUGCCAAUAAUCUACUCAUCACCCAGUGGUGCGUCCGAGAGUUACUCCCACCGCAGUGAGAAAAUUAUUAAGUCCCAGCCCGUUCCAGUCUACAUCCCAGCACCCUCCGGUUCUGAAAGUUUCUCACAGAUGAGCAAGUUCUCUUCUCAAUCUCAAGCUGCUCCAUUGACCAUAAUUCCAUCAGUUGGCAUUAGCUCGCACUCAUCCCUAUUGAACAGCCAGUCACAAAUUCUUCCCACAGCAACUUAUCUACCCGCUCAAGACUCCUUCGGCAGAUAUUCAUCGGAGAGUAUUUCCAACUCCCAGAUCGCUCCAACCUACAGCACCAUCAUCACCCCAGGAGGUGGUGCCUCUGAAUACAGCUACACACACAAAAGCUCGAAGUCCCAGGCUCAGCCAAGUAUCAUUUACUCACGACCCGCCUUAAAUUCUCAUUCUAGCUACACUUCGCAACAGUCCGCGAGAAACAGUGGCUCGAGCUUGCUUCCAAUUGUUACCGGUUCUUUAGUCAAUACCAAUGGUUUAUACUCUACAAAUGGUGCUUUGGUUGCUUCCCCAUCUCUUGGAAGCAGCUCUACCUUUGGGUCUCACCAAUCGUCGCUCUUCGACUCUGGUCUACAUUCUUCAUCAUCUGGCCUUGACCGCUAUAUGACCGAAUCAGAACGCUUGGCAAGAAUGCAAGCUCACGAUGUUGGUUUCGGUGGUUUCCGUACCGGAAGUUCACAAUUGAAUUUGGAUGGAAGUACCUCUUUUGGCAGUCUUGGAUCUGGUAAUUUGGGUCUACGUGGGGUAGAUGGUGCAGGUUAUCGUACAAAAUCAUGGGAAAAGAGUUCCAAAUGGGCCUCUGGCACACAGUUCGGUGCCGAUGGAAGACCAAACAACUACAAUCUCUUGUCAACUGCUGAAGCUGAAAACCACGACAUCAAUGGCAGAAGGGCUGGCUACAAGGCUGCUACAACGACUCUCGAUGAUGAUGGCAAAGUCAGUACUUACAGUAUCCAUUCAUAAGGAAGAUUAAUUUGAAGGCGUCGUUUCUUAAUUGUAAUAAAGUUAUGUAAAAGUCAUUAUGAGUUGUUAUUUUGUUAAAAAAAAGUUUUUGUUAAAAAAUAAAAUCAAUUAAUUAAAUCCGUA
Messenger RNA from Eupeodes corollae, 2252 nucleotides. RefSeq lists its product as uncharacterized. The record is from RefSeq and is a predicted model, not a curated record. The transcript has 6 exons. Lineage: Eukaryota; Metazoa; Arthropoda; Insecta; Diptera; Syrphidae. The coding region runs from base 111 to 2129 and encodes 672 amino acids.